This is a messenger RNA of Camponotus floridanus (Florida carpenter ant), 1718 nucleotides long. RefSeq lists its product as uncharacterized. The record is from RefSeq and is a predicted model, not a curated record. The transcript is spliced from 2 exons. Bases 640 to 1410 code for a protein of 256 amino acids. NCBI's taxonomy places the organism in Eukaryota, Metazoa, Arthropoda, Insecta, Hymenoptera, Formicidae.
AGCUACGUGAACACAUGUUGACGCCAUUUUGACAUGUCGGUGGCUCAAGGAUACGUCGAAAUGCCAUCGAGACGUUAAAGGAGGUCCUCAACGAUCCUCUUUCCGCGUGAUCCUAAUUUCUCCGCGUUUUAUUUUGACAGAUCGAUAAUCGGAUUUUCGCCCACAACACCAUCUCUUCAGCGUGUCAAACGAUCGCGGCGGUAGCUGCCAUCUUGUAGCUGUCAAAAGUCAUUCUCGCUGAUGAUGCUCGAGGAGUCGCGUUUUUGUUUUGCGGAUCGACGCGUACAUCGGCGAGCGUCGUCGUCCCGCUGUCAGGCGACGUCAGGCACGGCCUUUUAAGUCAGCCUCGACGAGGAAGUCGCGCGUCGUCGCUCGCUACGAAUCCCCCUCGCGUCGCGGAAUAAUCUCCAUCUCCGAUAACAAUCCGGGUUGAACGAGCCAUUGGGGCCGCGGAAACUUCGCGGCUGAAAUGCCUUCGCUGACCUCGACGACGGACGUGCGCUCUCGCUGAGGGAUACCAUCGCCGAGGAGAGGAAAGCAGUCGCGCUGGCGGAGACUCGCAGGGACGGAAAUACGACCGACGACCGCGACGACGUCGCGGGAUCGAAUGUCGUCGGGGAAGCGGGCGACACGAAUAAUAUGGACGAGCGCGAGAUUCUUCUUCUGCCCUCGUCCUUCUCGUCCGCCAACACGGUGAACAAGGAACGACCGCGGAAGAAGCUCUGGCGCAACGCGGUACAGCUGGUGGCGAGCGACGACGAGGAUUCGGACGGCCAGGAAUGUGCUUUCUUUCCGGCUAAGCGACACUGCAGCACGCAGUUGUCCGAGGUCGACGAGACACGUUCGGACACGGAGCAACAUAUGAAUGCAAACAAGGAGACAACAACUAACAAUGUAGGGAAUAUUGAGUAUGACGAAAUUAUAUACCAAAUACAGAUCGAGGAGAAGCUUAAAUUAUGGCAGGCUUUUCAAGAGGAAGAAGGUUCCAUGGACAAUAGUAUUAAUGAGGUUUUGGCUUACUAUAGGAUGAUGCAUCCACCUGAUCCUCUGGAGGAGAAUUCCAUCGGUUCGAGAUUUCAUUUAUCGUACAGAAGAAACGACAUGGAAGACACAGCAGUGACAAUGGCGAUUCGCAAUCAUGGCUUAGUCCAGUCGGCUGAGCUCGCUCUUCUUCAGCCACAUUAUUGUAAAUGCAUAGGUGUAGAUUGUUCCUUUUCGUCCAAAUGUAUGUAUGAACUCGAAGACUUUCCUUAUGGAACUGUCUACAGUAAUGUAGAAACGGGAAGAUGCAAUGCGCUGGAUGCGGAUAAAAUAUAUGAAUGUGAUCAACCGGAAGAUUUCUUAGAACGUGCCGUAGGGGAAGCGAUUAAGAAGAAGGGUCUGAGUGCUUUAAGUGUGGACUAUGGUUGAAUAUAUUGGUUAAUAUAUCUUUCUCCCCAUUCCUUUGAUGUAUUUAUAUAAUAAUGUAGUAUAUCUAAUUGUUGUGCUCCGUAAAUCUAUCGCGGCUUUAUUUUAUAGUUGAUUUUUGACAGUAUGAAUUGUAUUUUACAAACAGUAAUCUCUCGAAACAUUUUAUACUCAUAUGUAUACAUUCCGAUGUAACGGAUUGCUUAUAUUGAACAUGAUUUGAGAUCUAUUUUAUUCAAGAAUAAUGUUGAACUGCUAUAAUGAUUUUCUGAUUAUUAAUUUUUUUAAUAGUCUGCAGUCUAUAAUAGUAU